Molecule: messenger RNA, 550 nt
Organism: Westerdykella ornata
Lineage: Eukaryota; Fungi; Ascomycota; Dothideomycetes; Pleosporales; Sporormiaceae
Exons: 1
Coding region: 128-505 (125 amino acids)
Source: RefSeq, a predicted model, not a curated record
AGCCUCCGUCCAAUGUUUUGAUUUCGCAAUCCACGCGUGCAAACCCACUAAAGUAGAAUUGCACUGGAUCAUAGUAUUCCGGUCGACACCAUGACGGCCCCAAAAAAGAAUCGAGUCGGCUCGCCGCAUGAAAAAAGAAGAACACCGUGUAAUCAAUACAUCACAUUCACAUGAUAGCUUGUUACUACUCCUCGCAUCUUGCAUGCUACUCCUCGCGUCAUACACAUAUGACAGCAAUGUCGUAAAAGGGGAAGAACUAGCCGAAAUGUCUCCUUUAGUGAAAGGAAAACGCUUUGCGGACCGAAUUGGAACGAACGGGUGCGCAAUCUUUGGGUCAGCCUGCGCCGUAAAUCGCACGUGGGGGAGAAAGUCCUGUCCACGAGUGCAAUACAAAAACCCCGGCCCCCUCACCCUGCAACCCCUCAAGUGUUCUUUUCAGGUUCAUCAACGAGGGGACGGGGUAGUUACCAAGUGGUCAACCCACGACUUACCUCUCAGAGUGUAAACACUCGUCAUCGGAGUCUAGGGAUCACGGGGGGCCCAUUCCUAC